AUCACACUGGCACUACCUAUCAAAACAAGGCACAAAGAAGGCGGGCCCUAAGGUUCUUAAACUAGCCCUCAACCAUGGAGGUUCGAAAACGACUUGUCAUGCUGGCUACAGCCUUGAUCAGUCUUGCAACCGUAGCGGUGACCCAACUCAACGUGCAUGCAGACAAUCCAGUAGUGCAGCCGGGAGCCUCAGGAUUAGAAGUGGUUGACGCUGUUGUGGAUCUCAUUUACCACUCCUGUAUCUUCCCAGAAGAUUACUUGUUUCUCCGACGGCUUGCCUAUCUGGAAACAGAGGAUGGAAAGGCGCCUAGCACUUACAUGAUGAACACGUAUUACAAUGGCAUAUGGAGGACGAAUAAAGAUAUGUUCUUCAACACCCAACAACAAAGCUCACCAGCCUUACUGGCAGCCCACAGGAAGAUUGAAGCAGCUUUCGGAAUCAACUGGCAGAGUGUGAGGUGGGAGGACCUUCAGAAGCCGCUCUACUCCGCUCUUGCUGCCAUGCUGACCAUCACCUACAGGGGUCUUCAAAUACCAUCAGCCCCCAAUGAUCAAGCAUCUUUUUGGCUGAGUAACUUUCCAUCAGGCGGAUCAUCAACUAUCACAUGGGAAAACACUUGCAGCGGGACAGAGCAAGCCGACGUCGUCUUUGUCAUCGACAGCGCCACCUCCAGCGAGAACUUUAGAUAUAUGCAGGACUACCUCCAGCGUGUUGUAUACGGGCUUCCCGUGGACAACGGUAACGUCCGGGUAGCUCUGUAUCAAAUUGGAGGCUCUUCCAUUCCUCACAGGGAUUUCAGCUUGGGAACGAAUCUUAUAAAAAGCAGUAUUAUGGAUACCAUUUCUUGGACUUCUCAAACAUAUUCACUGACCUUGUUAGCACCUGACAUAGGUAGCCAGCUUCAGCACAUUAUAGAAGAGGCCUUUGCAUCAUCAUCACAGCGUCCGAACGCUGCCAAGAUCAUUGUCUUGGUCACAGACAAACAUCAAAACAACUUGAUUGGCAUGCAGACAGCAAGGGAUAUGGCAACAGCUGAAGGAGUGUCUGUGUUUACUGUGGGGGUCGGCGAUGAGGCACUUAUGACCUCUCUUGCCCAUGUGGCAACUCAGCCUGAGUGCGACCAUCAGAUACGGGUCGACCAAUUUGUCUCCUUGAGCAGCAUUGCUCAACAGACACAGUUCAAAAUAUGCAGAGAACCCAUGAUUGCCCUUGGAGGGGUCCGCUGUCGUCUGGACCAGUGUCGCAACAUAGCUUUCCCCAUGACCUCACCACAAAUGACAGUCAGAGCCGCCACCAACUGCAGCAGCGGAAUAAUCUACGUCUCCACUCGUAGCCCGAGGCCCACCGGAAGUUUCUGGGAUGCGGAGGACCUGGUUGUGGACGCUACUUCCAACGCAGCUCAUGCGUCGGUCUCUGGCAGCUCGCCAUACGUUUAUGCAACAUUCACUGAGGUCAUUCUUGGGGCUUCAAGCUGCUACGCCGUGAUCGAAGCGUACGACGGAUUAACAACACCAUCGCACCCGCAAACAAUACCGACAAUUUACUAUCCGGAUCCGAAUCCUUGCCAAGCGCUGGGUAGAACAGAAGACCGGUUUGCCUAUCCAUUUAACACCCGCAUGUUCAUACAAUGCGAUCUGCAGGACAGGAUGUACCUGACCAUAUGCCCGCCUGAAGUGCCUACCUUCGACCCAAACUGCAAAUUCUGCGUUGGACCGAGCGUACCUUCCCUAGCCAGGUGCACUCAAGGGACCAAUGACUUAUGUGGUCUCUCUUCUAACCCCUGCACCAAGUACAACCUGCUCAACAACAACUACUUCUUUGCGUGUCCCAGAGACAGCAGCGAGUACCUGCAGUGCGACCCUUGGGGCAAUCCCCACGUGCAGUCUUGUCCGUCGUCAGCGGUGUGGCAACAGGACCAGCUGAGCUGCGUUUUUCCACAGGAGUCUGGCCUCUGUGUCGGCAGCUCCCAGUAUGUACCCGACCCCGCUGAUCCCCACAGUUAUUAUCUGUGCUACAGCCAUCAGGCUUACCAUUUGACGUGCUAUCCUCCCACAUACAUAUGGAACCAGAUGUCGAACAGCUGCCAGACUUUUACCACCACCACCACCACUGCCACCACUACCACCCGCAUCAACGGGGUCGACCGUACCCUUUGUACCCCUGAAAACAUCGCGGCAGACAGGCUGUACUUCCCGUACGCCGAAGACGAGACCAAGUACAUCCAGUGCGACCUAUGGGGGGAUGCUUUCCUCAAGUCCUGCCAGCCAGGCUUCCGCUUCCUUCCCGAGUCCAGCACUUGUGUCUAAUCAGACAUCAGUCCUACACGUUGUAAAUGGUAGAAGACGCUUGAGCCUUGCAAACUGCUAUGUUUGUAUGUACAGCUUAUUUCAGAUGUCUGUAUCUUGUAACGGAAUGUAAGUUAAAUUCCAGAGAACUGCGCUCACUAUUUCUUCUUUGUUGAACUGCACAGUUCAGUUGAAGGGUAUGCAAACGAUUAACAAGUAUAGUUCCUCCAUUUCAAACACGAUAGUUUCGCUGAAAAAAGACUAGAAAAAGGUCAGAAGUAGAAAAUCUCCACGGCUUGACCUUUGUCAAUGGCCCGCUCAGAGUUCGUUCAAAAUUACACAAUAAAUGUUAUUUGGUUUAUUACACAAAAGAACGAUUUAUUAUUCAAGAAAUGUUACUUGAUUUGUUACACAACAACACUUGGUCUAUUACACACUAAUACUUGGUUUAUUAUGAAAUAAGUAAUGCUUGGUUUAUUAUGCAAUAAAUGUUUCUUGAUUGUUGCUUUAAUACAAAAUGUAUACAGACGCAUGCACGAGUGAUAAUGCGAAUGCCAGAUUGUGGAAAUAUGUACAUUGUGCUUCUUAAAUAAUGUUUUUUGUCUGUAAACAACGAAAAAAAUAAAGUCAAUGUCAAAAAUGUG
Pomacea canaliculata is the source of this 2929-nucleotide messenger RNA. RefSeq lists its product as uncharacterized. Gene Ontology annotation, molecular function: chitin binding. Bases 75 to 2306 code for a protein of 743 amino acids. The transcript has 14 exons. The record is from RefSeq and is a predicted model, not a curated record. Lineage: Eukaryota; Metazoa; Mollusca; Gastropoda; Architaenioglossa; Ampullariidae. Gene Ontology annotation, cellular component: extracellular region.